Messenger RNA from Microbotryum saponariae, 1035 nucleotides. The record is from the annotation of a GenBank genome assembly. NCBI's taxonomy places the organism in Eukaryota, Fungi, Basidiomycota, Microbotryomycetes, Microbotryales, Microbotryaceae.
AUGCCCAACCAGCCGCGGGGCCGUACGCCGGUCCCUCACCAUACGCCUCGACGAGCACCGCCAACGUCACUCCGUCCUUCCCGGCCGCCUACCCCUAUGCCCCCCAGGCCGCGCCAACGAACCCAGGCUACCCGUCCACGUCGACCCUGCCCAUGGCCGCCGGUCCCGUGUUCCCCGGUUACGCCCACAUGCCCCCACCCCUUCCUCAAACGAUGGCCAUGGGCCCUCCCCACUCGGGUGGUGCGUACGAUCUCGAUCUGGCGCAACAACAAUCGGCUUACACCCCGGAGGGAGCUCAGAGGGCCGCCGCGCACGUCAAGGCCCAUCAGGAACGCAAGCAGAAACCCCAGGGACGCACGACCGUGUUGCGCAAAGGUGGCGGAGAACUGUGGGAGGAUGCGACUCUGAUGGAAUGGGAUCCAAGUCAGUCGCGCUCCUCGAACCCCCUUCCUCGGCGUUUCCCUCUCUCUCUCUCGCGCGCGCGCGAGUCGCUGCUCAACUUUUCCCUUUUUUUCGUGUGGCAGCCCACUUCCGCCUCUUUGUCGGUGACUUGGACCCUUCGCUUUCCGAAGAUCAGUUCAGGGAAGCCUUCACCGGUAACGGCCGUUACAAGUCCUUCGUCAAGAGCAAGAUCAUCCGCGACAGAAAGACGAACAAGGGCAAAGGGUACGGCUUCGUUUCCUAUUCCGAUCCGGAGGACUUUCUCAAGGCUUGGAAGGAAUUGAACGGUCAGUCGACCGUCGACGAGUGCAUCCAUCCCUGUCCAGAUGACGAACUGACUCGUAUCUCGAACCGAACCGAACAGGUAAAUACGUCGGCACCCGACCGGUCAAGAUCUCCAAAGCCACCACCGGAGUAUCUGCCGUCAAAAUCGGAGCGAAGAAAGCGGCCGUGCUCGACUCGAAGAAGGUGCAAAAAUCUGGAACGGUCCCUUAUGAAAAGGCCAAGGCCAAGGAGGCCGAGGGAGGCCAUAUGAAUAAGAACUCGAAUGGGUUCGGACCGCAGAGGGUUGGCAAGAGUUAUAUUCGACGAUGA